Salmo salar (Atlantic salmon) is the source of this 5397-nucleotide messenger RNA. RefSeq lists its product as uncharacterized. Gene Ontology annotation, biological process: positive regulation of Golgi to plasma membrane protein transport. Lineage: Eukaryota; Metazoa; Chordata; Actinopteri; Salmoniformes; Salmonidae. Gene Ontology annotation, cellular component: plasma membrane; trans-Golgi network; transport vesicle. The record is from RefSeq and is a predicted model, not a curated record. Gene Ontology annotation, molecular function: connexin binding.
AUACUUAUGUAAAUAAGUUAUUUCUGUUUUUUAAUAAACAUGCAUCCUGGGGUAUUGUCUGUGGAUUAAUGUAGAUUAAUGUAGAUUAAUGAGGAAAAAUAGUAUUUCAAUCCAUUUUAGAAUAAGGCUGUGAUGUAACAAAAUGUGGAAAAAGUCAAGGGGUCUGAAUACUUUCCGAAUGCACUGUAGACACCCAGGUAGAACUCUGUGUUCAGUGCAUGUGUGGGGUCCGAUAUGACCUUGAGGCUAUUGGCUGCUGAUGGUCUCCUCGAAAAUGUCCUGGAGAGAGGAUGGAAGUUUCAUGCCUAUAAUCUUCCCUGCUGUCUUGGCCAGUCUCAAGAUUUUGGCUUUGAGCUGCACUGUCAGGUUACCAAACCAUGUAACAAUGCCGUAGUGUAGGAUUGACUCAUUGGUGGAUAUAUAAAAGAGGAGCAUGGUCUGAUUAACUCCAUAGACCCUAAGGCAACACAGGAAGUGCAAGCGCUGUUGGAUGCGUGAGCACUCGCUCUCCACAUCGGUGCACCAGCACCACCCACUGUCAAUGUGGACCCCCAUGUACUUGUAUGAAUUCACCUGCUCAAUGUUCUCUCUGUGUACCACAAUGGGGCUGUGGUCCCCAAUGGACUUAGGGUCAAUGAUCAUCUCCUCAGUUUCUUUCAUAUGCAGUUGUAGGUGAUGUUCAUUAAACCAUCUGGUGAAUCCUUCAAACUCUGCCUUGUACCCGUUGGUGUCAAAGCCUUUGUGUAAGAGCCCUAGGACAUCGGUGUCGUCCGAGAACUUAAUCACGUAGUCGUUUGUAUACUGCGUGAAGAGGAAAGGGGAAUAGAGGAUAGGGGAACACCAUUACAAGUGUGAAUCAUUUUGAAUAAGAUGAGUUUUGUGGUGGCAGCAUCAUGUUAGGGGUAUACUUGUUACCGGCAGGGGCUGGGGAGUAUGUUAGGAUCAAAAGAAAAAUGAAAGGAGCAAAGGAUAGGUAAAAAGUUAGAGGAAAACAAGCCAUAGUCUACUGAAAAGCUAACCCUGGAUAGUUAUAUUUUUCAGUGGAACAAUUACACAAAUUAUAAUGCCAAAGACACACCAGAAUGGCUUUCCAAGAGUUGUUGAGUGUUCAUGAAAGGGUCUUGUAGUCCCAGUCCUGACCUAAAUCUGCUUGUAAAUCAGUGACAAGAAUUGAAUAUUGUUGUCCAUCAAUGAUUCCCAAUCAAAUUUACUGAGCUUGAGUAUUUUUGAGAAAAGCAAUGGAUAUUUUGCCAUUAAAGUUGUGCAAGGCUAGAAGAAUCUUAUUCAAAAUGAUUCACAACUGGAAUGGCUGCCAAAGGUGCUUCCACCAUAUAUUAACUCUGGGGUGUGAAGACACGUCAUUAACACAUUUUCAUUUCUUAUUUUUGUAUUCAUUUGUAAAAUGUUUUAUCAUUUUUAUUUUACUUUGAAAAAAAGGAGCAAAUUGUGUAGAUCUAUAGGAAAUAAAGCCUAGCCUUACUAGUCUCUUUUUAGAUGACAUUUUAAGGCAGCAAAAUGUGAAGAUUGUGCAAGGGGUGUGUAGACUAUCGACUGUAUGUAGAAGCAUGCGCAUGCAAUCCCGCCCUCAUGAAGUGCAUUAUCAUCCCCAAAAAUUGUUGAUAUAAAAAUUGUUUCAUUAUUGAUAUCAAAUAUGUAAUUUUAUUGCUAUAAAAAAAGAUAUAUAUCAAUAUAAAAAAUGUAUGAAUAUAUGUUAAAACAUCCAUGUGCUUAUGCUAUUCAGGGAAACAUGUAGACAUAGUGCUUGAGAAAGAAAUGCAGUAUCUCAAGUCUGUGUAUGGACAUUGCACAUUUUCACAGUAAAGCAUUAAGAUUUCUUGAUUUAAUUCCUUCCCCCCAAGACAUGUUUUCACACUUGCACAAAAUUGCUGUACGAGUGCACUAGACAAAUUAGGUCAGUGUAUCCUGAAAUGAUAUCAAAUGAACAAAUCUAAUACAUUAAACAUGCACAGUAGUGAAUCCUUGCAGAAGCUUAAAGCCCUGCAGUUUGGUUUCAUAAGGAGUGAGGGAAAGCCAGCCACAGUGCUCAGUCGACAGCUCCGUUUCCUACUUGCUGAGACUGCUCACACACGCUGGCUGGGCUACUGUACGUGAGUAAAACAGUGAUUGGUCGUGGGCUCUGCCAGUCAGUGAACAAAUCCCCUCUGACUUCCUCUCCUCCUUUCCUGAUGCAGCGUGGGAGGAGAGGGAGGGGCGUGGAUCUGUCUUCUCUCAGCCACUGAGCCUCUCUCAGCCUGCCUCCGCUUGCUCUUUAGCUUAGCUCGUCACCUGCCCUUGAGUUCCUGUGGAUAGAUGAGACUGAGAGGAAGCCGUUCUGUAGUCUGGCUCUUCUAAACCCUAUCUCUGCUGUAUUUUUUAUCUCUGGGCUGUUUUCAUUCUUUUUUAUCCUCUCUGCUCUGGGGCUGUAGUGGAGUUGGGUGGAGUGGAGCAUUUGUCCCUGGCUGGCGGAGCUCAGAUGGGAGGCAGCUCUGCCUCUGGCUGGGACUGGGGAUGCUGAACGGGGGGAGGGAGGGCCUGUUUCAGCUGGGACAGCAGCUCCAGCAGCAGGGGGAGUACCAGGCCGCCCUACACUGCUUCCUCAGCUCUCUGCUGGGGUUGAGGCACGUGCAGAGCUUCACCUCGCUGCCCAACUGCCUGCAUCAGCACAGGAUCAGCAUGUUUCCUGUUGACAGUGCACGGUACAAGGUGAAGAGAAGGAGUCUGUCUGUCUCUCUAGCACAAGAACAGACAGAAAAAUGUCAAAUGGCUCUUUUGAAUAUUGCUGAACUCUUCAUCUCCGAAAAUAAUUACGGCAAGGCCCUGCAGUUCAUUCAGGCUGAGAAGCUGUUCUAUGAGGUUGCUCUGAUCGAGCUCACUGCUGUUCAGGGGAGCACAGGCCCCCAGGAGGAGGCUUUGCUGGGCUCGGCGGGGACAGGAUGGGCGUCCUCAGAGGAGCUAUCGGAUCAGGCCUCCCAGGCACAGCACCUGGAGCAGCUAGCCCAGCUCUGCAUCGUCAGUAAAAGACCUCAUCUUGCUUUAGAGUACAGUGGGAAAGCCACUAAGAUCCAUCAGAGGGCCUUUGGCAACGACCACCCCAUCACAGACAGGAGUCUGGAGCUGCUGGCCACCGUCUACGCAGAGAUCGGCAAGACAGAAUACUCAGACUCCCUGGGCCAGUGUGUGUCAGUGCUGUCCAAGAGGUUUGCUGCUGCCGAGUCCUUCGGAGACAAACUCAACAAUGGUCUUCCCCAUUCCCACUCCCAUUCCCAUCGGGAGAAACACUCCGAGGUCUGGCACAGGAAAGACCCCAGUCCACAGGAUGACACACCAAAACCGAAGGUCACCAACGGUAAAAUCCCUACGUCCAUACUGAAGAGGUCUGGCUCAGGAUCAGACUCGGAGCCCAGCCACAGACGGAAAGGCAAGCGACAGGUCCGCUUCCGGGAGCCUGAGACCACUGUGCAUGACGUUCCAUACUAUGACUGUUUAGUUGCCUAUGACACGUCACCGCCACGCCCCCACCUGGCCCUGUUCACCUGCUUGUUCCUGCUGAUGUCACUGCUGGGCGUGGUCAUGUACAGCACGGACCGCCGGCGCCCACAGCGUGUGUGUGAGGAGCUGGAGGCCUCACUGGCUGUCUACCUGAUACACAUGAAACAGCUGCUGUGGGGCUGCUGGAUCUGGCUAACCAUGCAGUGACUGGGAGCCACCAAAGGGGGAGACGUGGAACACUGAAUUCAAUCUCUUCCUCACUACAUGUCCCUUAAGGUGUCCUUACCCAGCUUGGUCCACGAGCACACCUCAGUCAUACACACUGACUAUCUAUCUAUGGUGUUGAGAUGUGCACCCCUACUGCUAUGCUCACACCCAUAUAUGGAGAAAUGGGUAAUCUCAGAGAUACAGUACGUAUCCUCCAUGCCUGUACACUGGUGGUGGGUAUGCAGCCAUGCUUGUUUUGUCGAUAAGACGUUUUGCACAUCAGCAAUGUUGACGCUCACUGAUUAUGCUCACUUAAUUGCUACAAUCAUUUACAUUUUCCAUUCUUGACGCAAUCUAUUGUAUGUGAGUAAAUGUUUAAUGGAAUGCAAAAUCAAUUGUAUUUAUUUUAUUACAAUACUACAGUAUGUAAUUUUGUGUACUUAAAAGAUUACUACAGAUAUGAAUGUGUAUAUACCGUAUAGUAAGGACUAUCACAAUAUUACGCCUUGUUAUUGCACAUAAUUGAAUGUAGAAAAUGUGAAAACUGCUUUAAAUUGGCAAAAAACACCCUUACUGUCUAAAAUAAGGAUUAUGGAUUGAGUCAAGCACAAUGUGACCAUUUCUGAAACAGACACAGGACUGCUUCAAUUCACAAUGCCAGGUUGAUCUAGCAAAUUGAUUGACAAAGCCAUCUUUCUUUUACAGCAUAAAUACUGUAGUCUGACCAUUUUUAGGUCAGAUAAAUGUUGUGAUCCCAGUUGGACAAAGAUGACAACUUUAGCACAAUAAUAUGAAUGCUCUCUUUCCUGGGAAUGUACUCAAAUUCAAUGAGUGAUUAUGAUUUUGACAGUGUACCUCUUGGUAAAUGCUAAAAUGCCACAAGCAAUAUCCUCUAUCCUCUAAAUGUGAUUUAUUUCUUAUAUACUGCAUAUCUGCAUCUACUCAAAUAUCCAAUACUUUUGUUUUCUUUACAGUACAUUUUGAAAGGGCUUUUGUUGCAUUUCUAUUUUUUGAUUGAUCCGAUAUUCAGGUAUUAAUCUUAAUGUCAAAUGCUUUUAAAGUUGUGGAUUAUUUGGGGAUUGAAACAUACUUUAAAUUAGUGCAAAUGUUUAUGAUGCAAAGUAAAUAAAAGGAAUGUACAUUAACUGUACGGUCCAAUGAUCUAGGGUAAGAUGCAGCAACAUUAUGCCACUAAUUGAAGCAUCACUGUGGGACCUUCAUUAACUGGCACCAUUCAAAUAUAGAGCAUUUAGAAAUUGAGUCUCUUCUUUAACUGUGUUGAGCUUUAAAGGGCAAUGUGAUGCUUAUCAAAUACAUGUCAAUCUGAGCAAUAAAACACAAGACAUUGUUUCCAAUAAUACAUACUCUUUAUACAGCUUUCAGGGAACACAACUAUAGGAAAGAGUCAGUGUUGGAAAAAAUCUGAGCAAUACGAUGCAACCAAUGUCUGAAUGGAAGAGAUACUGAGACUGAAAGUUUUCUCUGCACUCUCAAGCGGAACUACUGUCAUUAGCAACACAAAUACCUAGCAAGUAAACAUGGCCUGUAUCUGCACAUUUUGGUUAGUAGCUGCAUUUCACUGCUGACAAUCUGUAUGUGGUCACUUUGAAAAAAGUGCCUUUUAGAAGGAUUUCUUAGUUUCUAUAUUUUUUUAUUUAAUUGAAUUAUUUUAAAUAAAACUGUCAUUGCAUACCAAAGUCA